AUGAUUUAUUCAUUUGGCAGAUAAUCAUUUUCAGCAAUCUUUUAAACAGUAAAAGAGGUAUUAGACUUCUCUAACACAAUUCUAUAUGACAUUUUCAUUUCUUAUCCUAUUACAUCACUUACAUAUGAAAAGUUAAGUGAAAGAAUAACAGGAUAAAUGAAGAGAAUUUUAGAUGUUGGGGUAGGUACUGGGGUUCCUUUACAUAAAGUUAUCAAUUAAUUUCCUUAAGAUUGUGAGAUUACUGCAAUCGAUAUAGAUCUUACAUAUUUAAAUAAGGCAAUCCAAUUAUUUAAAGAUAAACCUUAAGUAAAAAUACUUGAAUUGGAUUUCUAUAAGAUGAAUCCUGAUAUUCAUGGAAAAUUUGAUGCAAUCGUCUUUUCUUCAUCUUUCUCAUUACUCCAUCAAUAAUAAGAAGCUCUUAAAAUAGCGAAAUCGUUACUUAAUCCAGAUGGAAUCAUUUAUUUUAUGCUCACUUUAAGUGAUUCUCAUUUUAGUGAAAGUUUAAAAUAUAUAACGAGUAUAGAUUUACAUCUAGAAUCUGAAAGUGUAUUCGAGGAAUUAUUAAAACAAUCUUCACUAAAAAUCAUUCAUAAAUAAAGAUUACAAAAGGUAGCAAAUAUACCAACUCUGUUAUUAAAAGUGUAUAUUUAUGAAACUAAAUUAUGA
This is a messenger RNA of Paramecium sonneborni, 666 nucleotides long. Lineage: Eukaryota; Ciliophora; Oligohymenophorea; Peniculida; Parameciidae. The record is from the annotation of a GenBank genome assembly.